AUGAAAAUAUUCAACCUGCAUAGGCCAUCCAAUCCUGUCCUUUAUGCUACCUUGGGAGACAAUCCAAGUAUAAGGGAUUCAAGUACCAAUGGCCUCUCCAACAACAUCAAGAAGAACCGUUUAGAACACGUUUGCAACAGAUCACAUUCAACUGCCCCCCCUAACAGAAAGCACCUGAUCAAGAAGCUCCCAAAAGCUAUUCAGCCCCAUGUUGAAAAGAUGUGGGAUGUGAGGGGUGAUGGCCAUUGUGGUUACCGCGCAGCUGCGCUUGGCCUGGGCAGAAGCCAAGAUUCUUUCAUGGAAAUCCGGCAAAAAAUUGUGGAAGAAAUCAAACACCGGAAUGAGUUUUACAGUCACCCAGGGGUCUUGGCUCAUUUCACUGUUCAGAGUUUGUUGAACUCGAUUGGUACAAAGUCCAGUUGUCCGUGUGGGAGGAGCCACUGGCUCCGAGCUCCUGAUACAUUCCAAAUAAUGGCCAAUGCCUUUGAAACCCCGGUGAUAGUCUAUGAAAGAGGUAACUCUUAUGUUUGCUUCCCUCACUUUUGUCCUCCAAAUGACAACCCUCCUAUCGUAAUUGGUAAAAUUCCUGGAAUCAAUCAUGUUUAUUCACUCAAACUCAAGCCAGACCAUAAUAUACCCUUUCCCAAAGGCUUGCAAGUCUGGUCACAGUCUGCUUCUCCAGAGGCUUUGGCCUGGGAACUCAAAUAUCCACCCUGUCUAACAGAAAUUGCUCAAGAAUUUCAAACUUAUGUUCCGGUCCCAUUCUUCAAAAAGAUCAUCAAUGCUGCCUUCUCUUGUGUGGGCACUACAUAA
Molecule: messenger RNA, 813 nt
Organism: Puccinia triticina
Lineage: Eukaryota; Fungi; Basidiomycota; Pucciniomycetes; Pucciniales; Pucciniaceae
Exons: 2
Coding region: 1-813 (270 amino acids)
Source: RefSeq, a predicted model, not a curated record